AGGGAGCGUUGCAGUUGCAGGCGCGCCGCCCGCACUUUCAGACAAAACCUUCUUGUAUUUUCCCCCAUUUUCUUGACUCGUGAGGUUCUAGAACCCAUCUUCUCACCAAGGACGCGGACAAAUGUGGUUUCAAUCAAUGUCGCGGGGAUUGACAAGUAUUCACGGAACAACAGAUUAAUCCGUCCAAACACGAAUACCUGCGACUUUUUGAGGAAAUUUUAUCCUGCAGGAUGUUCAGAUUGAGUGAUGUCGUAGAUGUGGCCUUCAUUGACAACCACCUGCAUUGAGCUGCCCAAUUUCUGUCAUCUGAAAAGGCAUUUUAACAUAACUAGGGCUUAUGGAAUUCCGGCACAAGCAAGAUUGGACUUCCGGUUUUGAAUUCUUACACUGCUGUUGAAAUGGGGGAAGCUUCUGAGUUUGAUUUGAGAACAUUAAGUUCCAUAGUGUUAAGAAGUAGUUCUUUAUGGGAGGAGGAGAAUAUCCAAUGGCCAGAUCUUUUCGGGGGGCGUGGGUCGAGGAACAUCAGCCCUCUUGGUCGGCUGUGGUCGAGGAAUACAAGUCCUGCUAGGCAGAAGAUUGUGAAAACCAAGCCCCGUGGGUUAGACGAGGAAAUGGUGGUUGUGGUUAGCAAAGUUGUCCAACCGGAUGUCCCGAUGGAAGAUAAUAUAUGGGCUAUGCUGCCGGAAGAUCUUUUGAAUGAAAUCUUGGCUAGAGUUCCGCCUUUCAUGAUAUUUAAGCUUCGCUCGGUUUGUAAGAGAUGGAAUUCGAUUUUGCAAGACAAUAAGUUUUUGAAGUUCCAUUCGCAGGUGUCGUGUCAUGGACCCUGUCUUCUGACUUACUGGAAGAAUUUGCAGACUCUUCAAUGCUCGGUAUUUAGUUUGCCGUUGAAGCAGUGGUUUCGGAUUCCAUUCACAUUUCUCCCGCAAUGGGCUUUUUGGCUGGUUGGUUCUUCUGGGGGUCUCGUUUGUUUUUCGGGAAUGGAUGGGUCGACUUUCAAGACGUUAAUUUGUAACCCGUUGACGCAGGCUUGGAGGGCUUUGCCGAGCAUGCAUUAUAAUCAGCAAAGGCAUUUGAUCAUGGUGGUCGACAGGAAGGAUCAGUCGUUUAAAGUUAUUGCAUCGAGCGACAUUUAUGGCUUCAGCACUUUACCCACCGAAGUGUACGACUCGAAGCUCGACAGAUGGCUGCUUCACCAAAUUAUUCCCGCCGUAAACCUCUGUUCCUCAAAGAUGGCAUUUUGCGACUCGAGGUUGUACUUGGAAACCCUUUCGCCCCUCGGUUUGAUGAUGUAUCGACUGGACACGGGGCAGUGGGAGCAUCUUCCCGCCAAGUUCCCCCGGUCGCUGUUGGACGGAUACCUCAUCGCCGGGACCCAAAAUCGGCUGUUUCUGGUGGGAAGAAUUGGGCUCUACAGCACUCUACAAAGUAUGAAGAUAUGGGAGCUGGAUCAUACCAAGUUUGUCUGGGUCGAGGUAAGCAGGAUGCCGCCGAGGUAUUUUCGGGCCCUUCUGAGGCUGUCUGCCGAGAGAUUCGAAUGCUUCGGGCAGAACAAUUUGAUUUGUUUCACGUCUUGGAACCAAGGGAAAGGUCUUCUUUACGACAUGGAUAAAAAGAUGUGGUCUUGGAUAGCCGGAUGUGCACUUCAACCGUACAACCGCCAGGUCUGCUUUUACGAGCCAAGAUUCGAUGCUACGAUUUAUUGAUCCGAUUAAGGUUCGAUGAUCUUCGAAGGGACAUAUUCGUUGUAAACUUCUUGUCCUUUGGUCAUUGCCUUGAUGAGCAUUGUCGACUUGUUUAGUGUAUCUCUACAUAUGAUCCUCUUUGAUAUUUGAUGCUACUCUUACAAGACAUUCAUUCCCCUGUAGUGAAAACCUAGGAAAGUGAUCCAAUGAAAUUCUCAAUGUUACAAGAAGUUGUGUAAUUGCUUCACAAAUCUGGCAAAUUUGAGAAUGUCUAUUCUGGCCUUGAUAACCUAACCAUGAG
Andrographis paniculata is the source of this 1983-nucleotide messenger RNA. Its product is annotated as F-box/kelch-repeat protein At5g15710-like. The record is from RefSeq and is a predicted model, not a curated record. Gene Ontology annotation, molecular function: protein binding. The transcript has 2 exons. Lineage: Eukaryota; Viridiplantae; Streptophyta; Magnoliopsida; Lamiales; Acanthaceae. The coding region runs from base 399 to 1703 and encodes 434 amino acids.